AUGGCUCCAAAGAAAAACCUUUCGCUCACAAAGCCUCUCUCCACACAGCAACUCCACAAGGAGCAAAUUAAACAGGCUCUUCAGGGAGCUACGGAAGAGGAGAAGAAGAGUUUGUUUCAAAAAAAGAAGGACCAUAUUCAACGGUAUCAUACGGAGGUUUUGGAUAGAAUUAAACCAUUCAAAAAGCCUUUUAAUCAAAAAGUACAUGUACCUUUGGUUCCGAAGAAGGAUGACUUGGAGACAUUACAAGAUGAAGAAUUAGAUUUUGAUCAGGUGAUGAGGGAUUACAUUUUGAGUGAAUGUAGUUUUGAUGAGGAAAACAAGGCUGGAUUCUUCCUUGAUGAUGCUGAUCCAGACUUUAAAAAAGCAGUCACCGGUAUUGAAAAUGUUGAAGUUGAUCCUUCCUAUGAAUACGACCAAGAACCAAUUGAAGAAGAAGUUUACUCUGCAAAAACUCUCUCAAAAUUACAAGCUAUCAAAGCAUUCACAGGAAAGGAUGAAAAAUUAUUCGCCAAACAAUUCAAAUUCAUUUCGACUGGAUACUAUAAGACUGCGAUUGCUGAGGCAAUGAGUGCAUCUACGGUCAGUCACAUUCAAUUAGAAAAGAGCGAAGUCAUGGAAACCAUCAAACAACUCAAAACAUAUGACCAAGCAAUCACACAACCAGGUGAAGGUCUUUUAUUCUCAGAACAAGAUCCUAGCCUUGUAUUCUUUAUUUCUGUCUACAUGAAGAAUCCAUAUUUGCAUUCCAUUUCAGCACCUGUCGAUGUCCCAUUUUUAAAACCCAUUCUGAGUUUCUCGAAGGAACAACUUCCAUUCUCAUCUCUCCAAAUGUUACUUCUCGUUCAAGACGACCAAUACGAUGCCUACACUCAAACAUUGAAGGACUGUGAAUUUAUUACAAAAUUGAAAAUUAUGAAACUUUCAGACUUGAUGGUUGAAAUUGGAACGACCUAUCUUAAAGGAAAUACAUUUGAAAACACUAGAUUUGGCAGAUUCAACGAUAAGAAGCAUUUCUUGAACCAAUACGAUUUACUAUUUUGUGACGCUACUCUUUCGAGAAAAGUUUCUGCCCUAUUCAACUCCUAUAAAAAGAGAAAGCAAGGAGUGAGACCAGUGACACUUGAUAAUGUUUUGGGUUGGAUCAAUAACGAUCUUACUCAUUCCAAGGCAUUCAUUGUGCAAGGUAAUUCGCACUUUACCAUUCGAAUUGCUCGUACUGAAUGGAAUGACAAGGACAUUUUUGCAAACGUUUCACACUUUUUGGAGAACAAGACAAACAAUGCAGAAGUUAGAACUGCAUUUUCUCAAUUGGUUCAAAGUGACAUUAGAAUGGUCAUGCUACACACGAAUCGUUCUAUUUAUGUGAAAAUUUAUGAAAAUGUUGAUAUUGAUAUGGACAAGGCUAAAACUUUCAAAGCUGAGAAGAAAUGGAGAAGUCGAGGAAAGAAGGAAGAGACGCUUCAGGAAGAAGCAGCAACCACACACGCUUCUUUAAUCCAACCAACCUCAACACCAAAGAAAGCAGUCAUGACUCCAAGAAAGAGUGAGAUAGCAACACCUGCUCGUGUUGUUGGUAAUUCAUCAUCGGAUGAAACUUCCGCACCACUCACUACUAGCACGCCAAAGAAGUUAACAUCAUCAAUAACAAAGAAACAAGCAACUGCAGAGAGUGCUACAAAUAACAACAAACAGACUGAAGAAGCUAUUGCAACACCAAAGAAGAAGGACAAUGUUCAACCAACAUCAGCGAAAAAGCAAGGCCCUUUAUCAGCAAAUCCUGAAGAAGUCACAACGUCCACAGCAGCAGUUACCACUCCAAAGUCAGACGUUCCCAGUAGUACUACCAAUGAAGAGCCAAAGAAAAAUAACGCCUCAACACCAAAGAAACAACACAUGAACGAGGACACACAAACUCGAGUCCUAUCCUCUGCUCAAAAGAAAACAAAGAAGCAAGAUGUGGUUGCAACUCCAAAGCGUUCUAUAAGCGAUUUAAAGUCGAAGCUCAGCAGUUUACAACCAAAGAAAUCAGAAUAA
Messenger RNA from Naegleria fowleri, 2037 nucleotides. RefSeq lists its product as uncharacterized. The record is from RefSeq and is a predicted model, not a curated record. The transcript has 2 exons. Bases 1 to 2037 code for a protein of 678 amino acids. NCBI's taxonomy places the organism in Eukaryota, Heterolobosea, Eutetramitea, Acrasida, Naegleriidae.